GCCUAAUGUCAGGGCUCCAUCGAGUGGGCUCGCGACCUCCAGGCGGUACUGCUCGGUCCUUGAGUUGGCGCGUUUUGCAUGGCUCAUGGAAACCAGGCUUGUGCAAAGUCAUAUAGUCACAACCCUGACCUGCCCGGGGAAGGGGAGGCCCAGAGAUUAACAGAGAACAGGGGCCCCGCAUUCGUGAGGCCCUUCUUAGUCACUGCAGUCCUGGACUAACCGUGUCCCGCUGUCAUGCAGCCCGAGGACCUGAUGAACAUGCAGCACUGCAACCUCCUCUGCCUGCCCGAGAACUACCAGAUGAAGUACUAUUUCUAUCAUGGCCUCUCUUGGCCCCAGCUCUCUUACAUUGCUGAGGAUGAGAAUGGGAAGAUUGUGGGGUACGUCUUGGCCAAAAUGGAAGAGGACCCAGAUGACGUGCCCCAUGGACAUAUCACCUCACUGGCUGUGAAGCGUUCCCACCGGCGCCUUGGGCUGGCUCAGAAGCUGAUGGAUCAGGCCUCUCGAGCCAUGAUAGAGAAUUUCAAUGCCAAAUAUGUCUCCCUACAUGUCAGAAAGAGUAACCGGGCUGCCCUGCAUCUCUAUUCCAACACCCUCAACUUUCAGAUCAGUGAAGUGGAGCCCAAAUACUAUGCAGAUGGCGAAGAUGCGUAUGCCAUGAAGAGGGACCUUACACAGAUGGCUGAUGAGCCAGCCCCAGGGUCUGGCUCCUCUUGUCUCCUGUCUGGAGACUUAGGCCCUAUCUCUUUCAACCCGCUUCCCUCUGGGCUCCCGUCGGCAGCUGAGGCGGCACCUGGAGCUGAAAGAAAAGGGCAGACACAUGGUGCUGGCAGCCACGGAGAACAAGGCGGAGGGCAAAGGCAACAUGCUUCUGAGCUCGGGAGAGGCCUGUCGUGAGAAGAGUCUGGCUGCUGAGGACAGUGCUGGGGACAGCAAGGACCUCAGCGAGGUCAGCGAGACCACAGAGAGCACAGAUGUCAAAGACAGCUCAGAGGCCUCUGACUCUGCCUCCUAGAGCCUGCCCCACCUGGUUCAAGCCUCCCCCCAUGUGCUUUUACAAUAAAUGUGGUCCUGUGGCCUUGGGGAAUUUG
Molecule: messenger RNA, 1091 nt
Organism: Cricetulus griseus (Chinese hamster)
Lineage: Eukaryota; Metazoa; Chordata; Mammalia; Rodentia; Cricetidae
Source: RefSeq, a predicted model, not a curated record